UGUUUGGCGGUCGUGUCCGCGCCGCUGUUGCUCGCUGUGGGUUCGCGACCCAGGGCGUGGGGGGCCCUGGCCUCGUGGGCCGCGAGCCGGACCCCGAUUCCGACUGGGAGCCGGAGGAGCGGGCGCUCCAGGAGGUGGAGAGGUACCGGCUCCUUAGCGGGCCCUCAGCCUAAAGCUAGGUCUCCCGCCCCCAGCUCCGGGCGUCCUGCCGCCGCGUCCGCAGAGGCGCCAGUUUCUUCUCACCCUUUGUCGAGGGCGCAGGGGCAAGUGGUCAGCCCCCUUGGGACCCCAGGUCUCUUCGCUAGUGGCGUGUUUCAUCACCGGUUUAAAGAGUGCGGCCCGGUGGUGUAGGUGUUAGAUUUCUGGGGCGGUGCACAGAGUGUGCUUUAACCUGGCAGACACGGCCGGCCGGGCUGCCUUUGUGGGCAAACAAGAGGGCUGGGCUCUCCGUGAUUUAGUCCGAGACUCUUUAAACAUCCAUCUUGCUUCCACCACGCAUGGCUUCUGCCAUUGGUUCUUUCCCCCAGCACUCUGAAACGGCAGAAAAAAGCAAUGAAAUUCCAGAAAAUUCGAAGGCAAAUGGAGGCUCCAGGUGCUCCACCCAGAACACUGACAUGGGAAGCCAUAGAGCAGAUCCGGUUCUGGGAAUCCUGUUCAGAGCCUCAAACAAGCUAGUAUGCUGGUAUUUACGUAAGGAAUUUGCAGAGUCCUGGUCAGUUCCCAGGUUGGCAGAAGGCUUUGAUGUCAGCACCGAUGUUAUCAGAAGGGUUUUAAAAAGUAAGUUUGUACCCACGUUGGAGCAGAAACUGAAGCAGGAUCAGAAGGUCUUGAAAAAAGCUGGGUUUACUGGAGGGGUUUCUGGAGAUCCUGUGAAGCCACUCAGUGCAGGCCAUUCUGUAUCUGACCCACUGCUGCUGCCAGGAGGUGAAGUGUCAUCUAAUAGCCAGAAUCAGAGCACAUUGUUAAAAGUACUAGGGUCAGACACUCACAGCACAGCUGCACAGAAGAGACGGGAAGAAAGGACUAAAAGAAUCCAAGGUUUGGAAGAAAGCUUUGUGCUUACCACUGCAGCCGUGGGUCAUCAGAGAGAGCUUCAGAAACACACCACCAGUGAUUCUAAAGUCACCCAAAGAGCUGACAGGGAUAGGUUGCUAAGUGUUGAGAAGCUGGAAGAGUUGAAGGCUGGGGAGCCAGGUGACCAGAACUUCAGCAGCAAAGUAGUACAGAGGGGGCGUGAGUUCUUUGACAGCAAUGGGAACUUCCUCUACAGAAUUUGAGUCUGGGCCUGGCUUUUCGAGAUGCUGUGACACAGCUGGGCAAGUAGAUUUGAAGUUGCCAACAUUUCUGCAUAUGAUCGGCUGCUUUGGAAGAAUCAAGGCUAGGAUGUGGGUGGAGGAGCUAUUUGGCUAGAGUCAGACUUCUGAAGUAAGCCUCAUUGGAACCCUGUGGCUCUAAAUCUCAUUCAUCCUUGUUGCUUGGUCUCUCUGUUGAGAACAAGUAUUACAUGUGAUUGUGUCAUCAAUUUCUGUGUUACAGUGUUGGGAGUAAAUGGAAAGCUUGCCUCCUGACCUCAUUCCCUUCUUGAUCACUGAAUACUAACUGUUCUUGAAUUGGUUUCUUUAUGUGCAAAAUAAAGUAAAAUCUAGUAGUU
Cricetulus griseus (Chinese hamster) is the source of this 1651-nucleotide messenger RNA. The record is from RefSeq and is a predicted model, not a curated record. Lineage: Eukaryota; Metazoa; Chordata; Mammalia; Rodentia; Cricetidae.